Mya arenaria is the source of this 1302-nucleotide messenger RNA. RefSeq names its product adenosine deaminase-like. The transcript has 9 exons. NCBI's taxonomy places the organism in Eukaryota, Metazoa, Mollusca, Bivalvia, Myida, Myidae. Gene Ontology annotation, molecular function: adenosine deaminase activity. Bases 1 to 1089 code for a protein of 362 amino acids. Gene Ontology annotation, cellular component: external side of plasma membrane; cytosol. Gene Ontology annotation, biological process: negative regulation of adenosine receptor signaling pathway; hypoxanthine salvage; inosine biosynthetic process. The record is from RefSeq and is a predicted model, not a curated record.
AUGGAGAACACUAGACAAAGAGUGUGUCCGGUUAAAGAUGACUUUCCUUAUAAGGUCGAGCUUCACGUCCAUUUAGACGGGACAUUCCGAUUGGAGUCCAUUUUAGAUAUCGCCAAAAAGCGGAAUAUCCCACUUCCUGCAGCAGACCUGGACGGUUUUCGAAAGAAUAUUUCCGUGUACCACGCGCUGUCACUCUAUAAAGUUCUCAAGUCCUUCACAGUCUUUAUGCCCGUCGUUGCGGGUGACCGUGAUGCAAUUUCAAAACUUGCUUACGAGUUCUGCGAAGACAGUGCAAAGAACGGUAUCAAGUAUGUCGAAGCGAGAUACUCCCCACACCUCUUAUCCAAUAACGAGGAGAAACCUGAAUACGCGUUGGAGCACGGUGAUCUUACGCCACGGGAAAUAGUAAAGAUAAUAAACGAGGCAUUUGCGAAAGGCUCCAAAGAUUACAACAUCCGAGUGAAGAGUAUAUUAUGCUGCAUGAGGCAUAGGCCAGAUUGGUCCGACGAAUUGGUUAAUUUGGCGCAUGAAUACAGGCAGGAAGGAGUUGUCGCAGUAGACAUUGCAGGAGGCAGUAAUCACCAUGACGAUGUAGAAGAAGUUCAUCCGGACCACAUCAAGGCGUUUAAGCGCGCAAAAGAUCUUGGCUUGCAUAUAACUGUACAUGCGGGGGAAGCUGGCGGAGCUGACAGAGUGAAACAGGCCAUUGAUGAAAUGAAUGCGGAGCGUAUCGGUCACGGGUACCGAGUUUUGGAGAAUGAAGAUUUAUAUGCCGAGAUAAGGCGCCGGGGAAUACACUUGGAGACUUGUCCCAUCUCCAGUAUAUGCACGGGUGCAGUGCCAGAGGACGUUCACAAACACCCAGUGGUCAGGUUUGCCCAUGACAAGGCCAACUUUUCCAUUAACUCCGACGACCCAUUGGUGUUUGAUAGUUGCCUGUUUGAUGACUACAAGGCGACCAGAGAAAUGGGACUUGAUGACUCCUACAUCCGUAUUGCCAUUUUUAAUGCAGCGAGAUCAUGUUUUUCCAGCGAUAAAGAAAAGGCAGACAUCCUGAAAGAACUCGAGGAUGUCUAUGGAAAACAAUGAACACUCUCCUGAUUGUUUAAACGGAGUGUAUGUGGACUAGACGCAAUAGUGUACCAAGGUUGCAGCGAACAAAAAAAUAAACAUUAUUUGAUGAAAUUAUUUCCAUAACGAUACUAUAGAAACAUCAUUGGAAUUGUUGCGAUUUGUCCAACGAAUUCUGCGUAUCUUCCACGUAUGUGUUUUAGACUUGAUGUUCGCUAAAUGCACCAUGCU